Molecule: messenger RNA, 570 nt
Organism: Candidula unifasciata
Lineage: Eukaryota; Metazoa; Mollusca; Gastropoda; Stylommatophora; Geomitridae
Source: the annotation of a GenBank genome assembly
AUGGGAGCCAGGUCGUCUAUGUUACAGGAAGAAGAGAUUUCCGAGAUUCACAAAGAGACUGGCUUCUCCAGCAACCAGAUCGUCCGUCUGUACAGCAGGUUCACUAACCUAGAUAAAAGUGACCAAGGUUUCCUAAGAAGAGCUGAUUUUCUACGAAUCCCUGAACUGGCCAUCAAUCCCCUGGGAGAUAGAAUAGUUCAUGCAUUUUUUCAAGAAAGUGGUGGUGACACUGUUAACUUCCGCCAGUUUAUGAGAGUGCUUGCUCGCUUUAGGCCAGUGAAAAAGAACACACAGAAAAACAAACUAAAUGACAGGGAGGAAAAAUUAAAAUUUGCAUUUAAAAUGUAUGACCUGGAUGGAGACAAUAUGAUAUCUCGAGACGAGCUGUUGAAUGUACUUCAUAUGAUGGUUGGAGCAAACAUUUCUGAUGAACAGCUGGGCAGCAUUGCUGACAGGACAAUCAUGGAGGUGGACCUGGACAAGGACGGCUAUAUCUCAUUUGAGGAGUUUGUUAAGGCAAUGGAACGGGUGGAUGUAGAGCAGAAGAUGAGCAUACGUUUUCUCAACUAG